CAGCGGCUGGGCGUGACCUUGCUGGGAGGGGCUAGAGGGGACGGAGGAGAGCGAGAACUCUCCAGAGUCAGAGGAAACUGGGAGCUGGGAGCCGGAGUGGAAUCGGAGCGCCGGAGCUUCCCCCCGACUCAAUCCGAGCGCCCCAAGCUGCUCCCGAGACGGCCAGCGCGGGAGGGGGCCGGGGCCACCGAGCACGGACCCGAUGGAGAAAUACAAAGCACAGAAGUGUUGCUGUCUGAUGGUUCACAGAAGGAUUCUUCAGGUUUCUACUUCCCUAGAACAGCUGCUUACAGAACUGGAUGCCUUUUUGAAGAUCCUUGACAAGGAGAACCUGAGUAGCACUGCUGUGGUGAAGAAGAGCUUCCUUACAGACCUUCUUCGGCUCUACACGAAGACCAGCAGUUCCGAUGAGGAAUAUAUUUACAUGAACAAAGUUACAACCCAUAAACAGCCACCUGCGGAAAUAGAAGGCAAAGGAAAAGACAAAGACAAAGCACCGAAUUCGUCAGAUCCUCAGACCAAUGGGGAAUUGGUACAGCACUUAUCUGCUCCGCAGAAGAGUCUACCUGAUCUCCCACCUCCUAAAAUAAUUCCAGAAAGGAAACAGCUCCCAGUCCCAAAGAUCGAGUCUCCAGAGGGAUAUUAUGAAGAGGCAGAACCAUAUGAUACUUCCUUAAAUGAGGAUGGUGAACCUGUGAGUAGUUCCUAUGAAUCGUAUGAUGAAGAAGAGAGCAGCAAGAGCAAGUCAACCCCCCACCAAUGGCCAUCCCCAGAAGCCACCAUUGAGCUGAUGAAGGAUGCCCGGAUCUGUGCCUUCCUAUGGAGGAAGAAGUGGCUGGGCCAGUGGGCCAAGCAGUUGUGUGUCAUUAAGGACAACAGAUUAUUGUGCUACAAAUCCUCCAAAGAUCACAAUCCCCAGCUCGAUGUGAAUCUGUUAGGCUGUAGUGUGGUCUACAAGGAGAAACAAGUGAGGAAGAAAGAGCACAACCUGAAGAUCACUCCUACAAACGCUGAUGUGAUUGUCCUGGGACUGCAGAGCAAGGAUCAGGCAGAGCAGUGGCUCCGGGUCAUCCAAGAGGUUAGUGGCUUGCCUUCUGAAGGAGUUUUUGAAGGAAACCAAUACACUCCUGAUGCUCAGCGUCUCCAUUGUCAGAAACCAGAUAUAGCUGAGAAAUACCUGUUAGCCCCAGAAUGUGGAAGUACUGUGGAUGGUCAUCCUGAGACCACAGAAACCAAAGAUGUUAAGAGGAAAGGUACAACAGGCCUCAAACUGAGCAACUUGAUGAACCUGGGGAGGAAGAAAUCUGCUUCAAUGGACAAUUCCGAGAGGUCUCUGGAGACAUCCAGUUACCUGAACGUCCUGGUCAACAGCCAGUGGAAAUCCCGGUGGUGCUGCGUGAAGGACAGCCACCUGCACAUCUACCAGGACCGGAACCGCACAAAAUCGGCACAGCAGCCACUCAGCCUGGUGGGAUGCGAAGUUAUCCCAAACCCCAGCCCCGAUCACCUCUACUCCUUUCGGAUUCUUAACAAUGGAGAAGAGAUAGCCAUACUUGAGGCCAAAUCAUCAGAGGAAAUGGGUCAUUGGCUGGGUCUCCUUUUGUCUGAGUCAGGGUCCAAGACCGACCCAGAAGAAUUCACCUAUGACUAUGUGGAUGCAGAUCGAGUUUCCUGCAUUGUGAGUGCAGCAAAGACAUCUUUCUUUUUAAUGCAGAGAAAGUAUUCAGAGCCUAAUGCCUACAUCGAUAACCUGCCCAAAGGUCAUCAGCAGGAGGAGCCUUAUGAUGAAGUCAUUCUGGAUGCAAAUGAACCAACAUUAGUGGAACAAAUACAAGAAAUGACCCCUCUGAAAGCAACCACAUCUGAAGAAUUAGAUCGAGUGUACUUGGACCUCACACCCCUUAUGUCCUUCCCACCUGACCCCAAUAAUGCCAAAAGCCAGCCUUCCCCUCCUUCCUCUCCACUUUUGGAAAAAGCCAUUUUUAAGACAGAACUAGAAGACACCACUGAAAGCUCUUCAGGAGACAGGGAGACCGAAAUCUGCGGAAAGUCUUUGGAGACGGCACAAGAGCAGAAACAGCCUGAGAGGACUGAAUCAGAAGAGCUGUCCCCAAGAGGCACUGGUGUCAAAAUCCAAACCCAACAACAGAAAAUCUCUUUCCCUCAGAGUGUCCCUGACUUUCCAUUCACCACAGCAACAGGGACUCACCUGCAGCCAGUGGCUACCCCUAAAGAGAAAUCUGAGAAGGCCAAAGGGAUCAUUGCAGCACCAGUAGAAAUUAAACUUGGCAAGAAUAGGACUGAGGCUGAAGUGAAGCGGUACACAGAGGAGAAGAAGAGGCUUGAGAAGGAGAAAGAAGAUAUCCGGACUCACCUUGCACAGCUUCGGAAAGAGAGGCGGGAACUGAAAGACACCAUGGUGAAAUGUACAGACAGGUGUGCCCUGGCCUCUCUGGAGCAGAGGUUAAAGGAGAUGGAGGAGGAGUGUAGGGAAAAGGAAAACAGACGUGUGGACCUGGAACUGAGCAUCAUGGAGGUGAAAGAAAGCCUGAGGAAGGCAGAGGCAGGGCCUGUGACCCUAGGCACGGCAGUGGACACCACCCACCUGGAGAAUACAAAUCCCAAAGCCAAAGUUCCCAAUUCAGCUCCUGCUGCAGAUUCUUCUCCAGUCAACUCUGCUACAGCUUUAAAAAACAGACCUCUCUCUGUCAUGGUAACGGGCAAAGGAACAGUGUUAAGGAAAGCUAUGGAAUGGGAGAAGAAAGGAGCAAGUUAGGAAACUAUCUUCCAAUAAAAACUGACAUGACUGAUAUGGACCUUGGAUGACAAUCCUCCAAGUUAUGGUCUGACAUAAAAUAGAGAACACUGGGCAUGGAGAGUCUCUUCAGAAGAAAAAAAAAGGAUAAGGACAACAGUGAACAGAGGUCUUUGGCUAAGGAUUCCUGCACCUCCCCAAGGCAGUGGGGGGAGAGGAAGGACGGACUCUCAGGUCUCUUUUCACCAACAAAGGAGUAACACAAAAGGAAAAGACACUUUCAUAGUAUUUUUAACCCAUUUUUAAAAACAGGAAUGCUAUUGUUCAUUUCUACAUACAAAUUUAUCAAUUGCAUUAUUGAAAUUUAGUUCAUAGUUCAUAACAAGAGAUUUUGGGGGGUUGUUUUUUUGGGGGGGAGAAAAUGUGUAAAGAAUCCAGGUACCUGAAUAGUUCUCCCACUUGGAAUUUUGGCUUUUGGUAACCAAGAAGACUUAAAUUCAUCUUCUUCAUCAUCGCUGCCAUCAUCAUCUCUAUUCAGUACUGGGCAAAAAUGCUAGUUAAAUUUUUCCUCCUUUGGGGGAGCCAGGCUCCAGCGUUUGUGGUGAGAAUUCAGACCUUCAGGCUUUUCAGUUUGCGAUUCCAUGAAUAUAGAAAUAACCUAGAAAUUGUUUUAGAUAAAAAAAACUCACUUGUGGAUGGGGUGCUGUCCUUUCAGAGGGGAGAAAAUGACUUUGUGGCUUUUAUUCAGGUAAGUUAUUAGUAACACUGAUAUAUAAAGGACAAAAGAAUGUUUAUUUAACACAAGGACAAGAUUCUAUUGGGAGUUAACGUAUUUUCCAAGUAACAGUGAGAUCAUCACCUUAAAGCCUGUGUCCAGAAGCCAUUUUUGAAGAGAUGCAUAUUUUGGUCAUGAACUCUUCACAGAUCCAAAAAGGUUCUUUAUCCGUGUCUUAAAAAACAGUGCCCCAAAACUAGCUGAAGGAUAUUUCAUUAACCAUGUUCAAUGGACAGAUAAAAAUUUCCUUGUCUCUUUAUCAGGUUAGUUCUAAUCUAUGGAUUAACUGGUUCAAACUGAGGGGAUUUUUUCCUCCCUUAGUAGGCAGUGCCCUGGUUCCCUAUAAGAAGAAUACUGUGGAAUUUGUUGAAUGAAGAUAGAUUCUUAUUUCACCCACCCCACCUUUAAAAACAAACAAAUCCCAACUAACAGAUGAUGACUUUCCACUUGGUGGCCCUGUCUUUUUUCUUUAAUAGAACAAUAAAUAUUGGUGUGUAUUUGUUGUUCCUUAAAAGAAAAGGUUUUCAGACAUUUCAUCUUCACCUCAACCUUCCCUCUCCCCACCCCAAACCAAACAACUUUGUAAUGUUCAUUGUCUUUCUAAUCACAGGGCAUUUAUUUCCUUUG
Dromiciops gliroides (monito del monte) is the source of this 4157-nucleotide messenger RNA. RefSeq names its product actin filament associated protein 1 like 2 (gene AFAP1L2). Gene Ontology annotation, biological process: regulation of mitotic cell cycle; positive regulation of interleukin-8 production; inflammatory response. Bases 203 to 2776 code for a protein of 857 amino acids. The transcript has 20 exons. Gene Ontology annotation, molecular function: SH3 domain binding; SH2 domain binding. NCBI's taxonomy places the organism in Eukaryota, Metazoa, Chordata, Mammalia, Microbiotheria, Microbiotheriidae. Gene Ontology annotation, cellular component: cytosol. The record is from RefSeq and is a predicted model, not a curated record.